AUGAUCAUAGUUUUGAUAUAAAUUCUCUUUACGUAGACUUUGAGUAAUAGAAUCACAAAUCCACCAGUGAAAAUUAUAGAUGAGUCGUUUACAUCAAAUGAUUUUUAUAGAUAGGCAUCUGAAAUUAUUGAAAUACCUUAUGGAGCGUAAUAUAUAUAAUCCAUAUAAUCUUAGUUAUCCAGGAGUUUUUGCAAUUGACUUACACCAAAGAGUGUAAGGAGAGAUUAGCAAUAAAAGCAUUAAUUUAGGAGACUUUGAGAAAGUAGAAGAAGAUCUUUUAGAAGAAGAUGGUUGUUUUUCAAUUUAGAGGAACAUUGAGAUCAGUAUGAAAUUAAAGCUUUGGCUUGACAAAAAAGGAUUAACAAGAGAUAUAUAUUGUACUGAUGUUGCCUUGGCUGAAAAAUUUAGGAAGGCUUAUGUUGUUAGAAAUGAUUUCUAGAUUCUAUAAGUGGAUUUGAAUUAUGGUCUAUUCAAAUUAUCACUAGACCCAAUUUAAACUUCAUUUGCAAAUAUGCUUGACUAUGAUGAUGAAAAUAAUGAUUACCAUCCUUAUUUAGUAGGAGAUAAGAAAUCAGAUAAAGUAUUUAUAUUUACAACAAAUGGGGGUUUGAGCUUCGAGACUAAUUCUAAAUUAGAUAUAGAAUUUAAAGUUGAAAAUGAAAUUAAAAAAAGAGAUAAAAUAUACAAUGUUCACUAUAACGAAAAGCAUUAAUUAAUAUUUGUGGCAUGUGGAUAUGAAGGUGUAGAUAUAUAUAAAAUAAAUAAUGGAAAUUUAGAAUUGUUAAGAGAUAUAUCAACAAAUUAUUUAGGAAUUGAUAGUUAAAUAGUUGAUGUUAAUAGUAAUGGAGAAGAUAGAUUAUAUGUAUUAGAUUUAGAGAGAGGAUUAAAAUUUUAUUGGAUUAAAAAUCUAAUGGAACUUGUAUAUGAAUUUACAAUUACUAUUUCGCAUGCUCAUAGUUUUGAUUUUUAUGAUAAUACAUUUUUUAUUGUGGCAAAAACAAUCAAUAAAUAAGAUUUUGCAAUAGAGGUUUUUGUUAAUUAAGUAACUUACGAUUAUUAUAUUAAUAAUUAUUUCUAUGAUGAAAUGACCAUAAAUGAUGUAAAUGUCUUUUAAUAUUAUGCUGUUUUGAUUGGAGAUGAUGGACAUAAGAUUAUUUAUCAUUCAGUUUAUGAAGGUAUAGAUAAAUAUUAUUAAAUAAAGGUUUUUUAAAUGAAAAUUUAGUUUCUCAUACUACAUUCUAUUAACCUAAUUUGAUAAAGGUCAAAGAAUUUGAAUUUGAAGGAGAAGAGUACUCAAAUCAAAGAAUAUUUGCAGCAAUUAGUAAAUAUGAAUUCUAAUUAAUUAAUAUAAUAAUGAAUAUGCCUAAGAUAUAAUGUAAAUAUAGUGAUGCUGGUGUGAGAUAGUUUUAUGUUAAGAUUAAUUCAACUAGCUGUGCAAAAAAGGAGAAAGAGAAUAAUUUAAAUUAUUAAUUUACUUUAUGUAAUGUAUCUCAUUCAUUCACUUUUACAACAACAGAAGUAUGUUUGAUAUUAAAUAUUAUUAGUUAGCAGGAAAUUAUAAUACAUAUGCUUAUUACACUUUAACAUUAUAUGUGUUAAUAGUAGCUAGUAUAUGGGUAGUUGUUCUUUUGUAUUAUUUAAUAAAGAAGUGGGGAUAUAAAAUAAAAUACUUAAUUUGGAGAAAGAAAAUUGUAGAUGCAACUGCUCCAUAUAAUGAAAGUUUUGAUAUAAAAGAAACAGAACUACCAGAAAAAUAAUAAAAAUGA
Molecule: messenger RNA, 1766 nt
Organism: Paramecium primaurelia
Lineage: Eukaryota; Ciliophora; Oligohymenophorea; Peniculida; Parameciidae
Source: the annotation of a GenBank genome assembly